Messenger RNA from Jaculus jaculus (lesser Egyptian jerboa), 3025 nucleotides. RefSeq names its product sorting nexin 14 (gene Snx14). Gene Ontology annotation, molecular function: phosphatidylinositol-3,5-bisphosphate binding. The transcript has 29 exons. Gene Ontology annotation, biological process: autophagosome maturation. The record is from RefSeq and is a predicted model, not a curated record. Lineage: Eukaryota; Metazoa; Chordata; Mammalia; Rodentia; Dipodidae. Gene Ontology annotation, cellular component: late endosome. The coding region runs from base 31 to 2871 and encodes 946 amino acids.
GCGGCCUCUGCGGGCGGCGCAUCUUCCGAAAUGGUGCCCUGGAUGCGGACGUUCGCGGGGAAGCUGAGGCAGCGGCUGCGGCUGGACGUGGGGCGCGAGGUCUGCCGGCAGUACCCGCUGUUCUGCUUCCUGCUGCUGUGCCUCAGCGCCGCCUCGCUGCUCCUCAACAGGUAUCUUCAUGUCUUAAUGAUCUUCUGGUCAUUUGUUGCCGGAGUUGUGACGUUCUACUGCUCCUUAGGGCCUGAUUCUCUCUUACCAAAUAUAUUCUUCACAAUAAAAUACAAACCCAAGCAGUUAGGACUGCAAGAAUUAUUUCCUCAAGGUCACAGCUGUGCUGUUUGUGGUAAAGUGAAAUGUAAACGACACAGACCUUCCUUGCUACUUGAAAACUACCAGCCAUGGCUAGACCUGAAAAUCUCUUCCAAGGUUGAUGCAUCUCUCUCAGAGGUUCUUGAAUUAGUGUUGGAAAACUUUGUUUAUCCGUGGUACAGGGAUGUGACAGAUGAUGAGUCCUUUGUUGAUGAGCUGAGGGUAACAUUACGGUUUUUUGCAUCUGUCUUAGUACGAAGGAUUCACAAGGUGGAUAUUCCUUCUAUUAUUACCAAGAAACUAUUAAAAGCAGCAAUGAAACAUAUAGAAGUGAUAGUGAAAGCCAGACAGAAAGUUAAAAACACGGAGUUUUUACAACAAGCAGCUUUAGAAGAAUAUGGUCCAGAGCUUCAUGUGGCUUUGAGAAGUCGAAGAGAUGAAUUACAGUAUUUAAGGAAACUUACUGAAUUACUUUUUCCUUAUAUACUGCCUCCUAAAGCAACAGACUGCAGGUCCCUAACCUUACUUAUAAGAGAGAUCCUUUCUGGUUCUGUGUUCCUUCCUUCUUUGGAUUUCCUGGCUGAUCCAGAUACUGUGAAUCACCUACUACUUAUCUUCAUAGAUGACAGUCCACCCGAAAAAGCAACAGAACCAGCUUCCCCUUUGGUUCCGUUUUUGCAGAAAUUUGCAGAACCCAGAAAUAAAAAACCAUCUGUGCUGAAGUUAGAAUUGAAGCAAAUCAGAGAACAACAAGAUCUUUUGUUUCGUUUUAUGAAUUUUCUGAAGCAAGAAGGAGCAGUGCACGUCUUGCAGUUUUGUCUGACUGUUGAGGAAUUUAAUGAUAGGAUUUUGCGACCAGAGUUAUCCAAUGAGGAAAUGUUAUCUCUUCAUGAGGAGUUGCAGAAGAUUUAUAAAACAUAUUGUUUGGAUGAAAGUAUUGACAAAAUUAGAUUUGAUCCUUUCAUUGUAGAAGAAAUUCAAAGAAUUGCCGAAGGCCCAUACAUGGAUGUUGUGAAACUUCAGACAAUGAGGUGUCUCUUUGAAGCAUAUGAGCAUGUUCUUUCCCUCUUGGAGAGCGUGUUUACCCCCAUGUUCUGCCACAGUGAUGAGUAUUUCAGACAACUUUUAAGAGGUGCAGAAUCACCAACACGCAAUUCAAAAUUCAACAGAGGUAGCCUAAGUUUGGAUGAUUUUCGAAGUACACAGAAAAGAGGAGAAUCAUUUGGAAUCAGCAGAAUUGGUAGCAAGAUUAAAGGCGUGUUCAAGAGCACCACCAUGGAGGGAGCAAUGCUGCCCAAUUAUGGUCUGACUGAGGGGGAAGAUGAUUUUAUUGAAGAAGGUAUUGUUGUCAUGGAAGAUGAUUCUCCAGUAGAAGCUGUGAGCACGCCUAAUACUCCUCGAAACCUUGCUGCAUGGAAAAUUAGUAUUCCAUAUGUAGACUUUUUUGAGGAUCCUUCCUCUGAAAGGAAGGAGAAGAAGGAGAGAAUUCCUGUGUUUUGCAUUGAUGUGGAAAGAAAUGACAGAAGAGCAGUUGGACAUGAACCUGAACAUUGGUCUGUCUAUAGAAGAUACCUUGAAUUCUAUGUACUUGAAUCAAAACUAACAGAAUUUCAUGGCACAUUUCCUGAUGCCCAGCUUCCAUCCAAGAGGAUCAUUGGUCCCAAAAACUAUGAAUUCUUAAAGUCAAAGAGAGAAGAAUUUCAGGAAUAUCUACAGAGACUUCUGCAGCAUCCAGAACUGAGUAAUAGUCAACUUCUGGCAGAUUUUUUGUCCCCUAAUGGUGGGGAAACACAGUUUCUUGACAAGAUACUACCAGAUGUUAAUCUUGGGAAAAUUAUAAAGUCUGUUCCUGGAAAACUAAUGAAAGAGAAAGGUCAACAUUUGGAACCUUUCAUCAUGAAUUUCAUUAAUUCUUGUGAAUCUCCAAAACCCAAACCAAGUCGACCAGAGCUCACCAUCCUCAGCCCCACCUCAGAAAACAACAAGAAGCUUUUCAGUGACCUGUUCAAGAAUAAUGCAAACCGUGCUGAGAAUACAGAGAGAAAGCAAAAUCAGAACUAUUUCAUGGAGGUGUUGACUGUUGAAGGAGUCUACGAUUACCUGAUGUAUGUAGGACGAGUGGUUUUCCAGGUUCCUGACUGGCUUCAUCAUCUUCUCAUGGGCGCACGCAUCCUCUUUAAAAACACUCUUGAGAUGUAUACUGACUACUAUCUUCAGCGCAAACUAGAGCAACUGUUUCAGGAGCACCGUUUGGUUUCUCUAAUAACGAUUCUCAGAGAUGCUAUAUUUUGUGAAAAUACUGAACCUCGAUCUCUCCAAGAUAAGCAAAAAGGAGCAAAACAGACUUUUGAAGAAAUGAUGAAUUACGUUCCAGACCUGAUGGUGAAGUGUAUUGGUGAAGAAACCAAGUAUGAAAGCAUUAGACUUCUGUUUGAUGGCGUACAGCAGCCAGUGCUCAACAAGCAGCUUACCUAUGUUUUGUUGGACAUCGUGAUACAAGAACUAUUUCCAGAGCUCAAUAAGGUGCAAAAAGAAGUUACCUCCGUGACACCAUGGAUGUAAACGCUUGGAUCUGGUAUAGGAUAACACUAUACUAGUAUUCUAGAAGUGUACUUUUUUCUUCUACUUUUGUAUAUUCUUAUGUAUAUAUAUUAUGUACUUCAGUGUUUGAAAUAUGUAUAUUUUUUGUUUUAAUAAAGACUAACACAAAUGCUAA